Messenger RNA from Doryrhamphus excisus (bluestripe pipefish), 5181 nucleotides. It is a transcript of the gene fam171b, whose product is annotated as family with sequence similarity 171 member B. The record is from RefSeq and is a predicted model, not a curated record. Lineage: Eukaryota; Metazoa; Chordata; Actinopteri; Syngnathiformes; Syngnathidae.
GCGGCUAUGGGAAGACGUCCCACUUUGAUGCUUCCCUUUUCAGUCUCUCCGAGGUUUAUCUAUUUAAUCAAUGUAUCUAUUUUAGUCCCACAGGAGGCUACACAUUAUUAAAAAUGGUCGGCAGAGGAAUGGACUCAUUUCGGUAGAAUCGUCGGGAAAUAGUGAUACGUCUUUUCAGCGUAAACGAUCUCGGGCUACACACGCCCAGCCUCAGCACCAGCGCAUCUUCAACCCACUCGGGCUCUAUAACAACACGGACCAGAACCAGCACGUAAGCCCCCCCACUUUAUGGCCCGCACCCCCUGCUCCUAGCCGUCCGUUAUGUCUUUGGGCCUGCUCCCCGUCUCGCCAUGCCCGAUGCGGAGCGCCGCCUGACUCCACUGCUGCUCUUUGUGCCGUCCUUGCUUCUGGUUUCCUGCCUGGAUGCGACAGUGGGAGCCGCGGAGGAGGGCGGCGGCCUUCCCCCCGCAUCGCCCGGGGACAAUGGCCUUACCGUCGCCACCGCGCCUCCCUCCCCCGGGGCCACCGCCUUAACCGAAGAUCCCCGGUUUGCCCUCAAGGUCCUGGUGAGAGACCUGGUGACACGCCAGCUGCUGCCAGGAGCCUCAGUGGGGGUUUAUGUCAACCACACCCUGAGCGGCUCCACCCGGAUCGGGGAGAAAGGUGAUGCUGUGCUUUGGGUGCCUUACAGUCCCGGGCUCAGGCUCACCCUGGUGGGCACCAUGGAAGGGUACGUUCCCAGAUCACUGCCUUGGAGUACCACAAGGAGACCCGUCUUCUCCGCUGUGACGUUGCUGCUGAUCCCUCAGAGGCAAGGCAACAUCUGGCUGUUUGAGGACUCGGUGCUGAUCACAGCCAAGUUACCCGACAGUGCCUCCCAACCAAAGAUAAUGUUCCCCAAGAACCUCCUGGCACAACCCGACAGGAGCAACAUCUCGUCAGUGACGGCUUACCUGACCGUGCCACAGAUAGCCAAGGACUGUGACAACUGCACGCCAGGCAUUGUCGCCAACGGAUCAGGUUUUAAAAGCAUUGAGCUGAAACCGGUGGCUGCGAUCAGUGUCCUUCUCUAUGUGGGUGGAAAAGAGCUCCAGGUUCGAGGACCCAUCCAGGUCAGCGUGCCUCUCGGGGGCAGCACCCGCCUCCGCGCCUCCGACACCGUACCAGCCUGGGCCUUCAACCUCCAGACAGGUGCCUGGGAGAAUCAAGGUCUGGGAGUAGUGAAGACAGCCGGUGAGGAGCUGGUUUGGACUUACACCGCUUCCCACCUGGGAUGCUGGAUCGCCGCCCCCCUACCAUCCAAUGAUCACCAUGGCUAUGGAAUCUUUUUGGAUUUCAUGUCCCACCACACGCUCCUGUUGGCGGGAAUACUGGCGGGAACGCUUGUUGUCGUGAUUGGAUUUCUGUCACUCCUGUUGUGUCACUGCGGCAAUUCCCACCGAGAUCCCGGGAAAAGGCGUGCCCGUUUUUCCAAACUCACAGUGGUGAAAAAGGACCAAACCACCUCCAUGCACAUGGAAGAAGGUCUGCUGUUCCACUCAGGUGAGAACAUGCUAGCUUCCUGCAGUGUCCAAUGUGAUCCUUCUUCCACUCCGAGGCACAAAGCCAACUACAAUAUUUACGUCGAGGAUCCAUCCGGGCGGCGGACGGCUCCUUUUUACGAGAAUAUUUCAACUCCUCAUCCUCACUACAUCAGCAACGAGGAAGUAUCUCGACUUCGGAGCAGAAUAGAACACAGCAACAUAAACUUCCCGGAUAAGCUGCUUCAUAUUUACAACCAGUCGGUGGCAAUCAUUCCGGCACCCCAAGAUUCCCAGAAAGCCGGCUGCAAGUCGGCGACAUUCCCCCGCAACGGAAACGAGUUUGAUUCCGAGGCUCCGAGUAAAGACAGCUACACUCAGACACUCGGAAAAGUCCAAAACGACCAACAGGAAAGCAACCAGGAUGAUCCCAAGUCUCUGGAAACUCCGCCCAGCAAAGAGUGGGGUCGCUAUAGUAACCUCCUCGAGUCCUCGGUCUCAGUACCGGGAACCCUCAACGAAGCAGCCGGGAUGGACGCCUUCAGCGGUGGUCACGGCGUUCCGAGACAGCUGCAACUGAUCUCAGAGCACACGUUGUUGGAGCUGACGCGGGGAAAAUCGUCGUCAUCCCAUCCCAGAGCUUGGUUUGUCUCCUUAGAUGGAAAACCGGCCGCUCAGGUGCGGCAUUCCAUAAUUGAGCUGCAGAGCCGCCACCGCCCCCCCAGCAGCAACGACACCAGCCUGGAUUCCGGUGUGGAUAUGAACGAGCCUCAGCAUAACAUCCGUGAAGUGGAGCGGGAAAGGCCGUCGCUCAGGGCUUCGUCGCUUCCGCAUCCCGGAAGAAGCGGAAGGUACAGCGAAGACCAGGACUUGAGCAGCAGUGAGAGCGGCACCACUGCCACCUGCACGCCAGAAGACCCCUCCCUCAGGAACAUUCUCGACGGAAGCAGUGGUGUUAUUUCCAACAUUCCCGAGGAGCAAGACGGGAUGGAUACGUCCAGCACUCAGGAUGACAGCGAGGCGAGAGGGACUCCGCCUCCACGCCGUCUGAGGAAAGGACGGGAGAAGGUGAAAUCGGAAAAACGGAAUACAAAGCACAUUCGAGAGGGACGGCCUCUGACUAAGCGACGCUAAACAAAAGCCUGAAGUUCAUUCCCACAUCGGAUUCGGAAGUGAUCCAAGCUUGUUUUUCCUCUGACCGGCAUCAUUGUAGUCCAAAUGUGGAAUUCUACAACUUUUCCAAAGAAUCCCAACAGCGAGGCAUGGAGUCCCUGCAAACAUAUUGUGAAGAUCACCAGCGAGAUUCCUCUCAUGGAUUCAAUGAUCCACAAUUCCCAACACUUGAGGGUGCCUUUUUUCAGGACGGACACAACACGGAACAACGUAUGUCGUUGCGGCUUAGAUUUUCCCUCCAAAAGAAAAAACUUCCAGCAGGGGUGAACUCAUGUGCCAUUUUGAAUUUUCGCUUCGGAAAUGUUCAUUUGCAUGGAAUAUUUGUAGUUUAGUUGUUAGGAAUGUUGUUAGGGAAAAUUGAUUCUUUUGAUUCUCUUAGGAGUCAUUCGUUACUGAACGCAUGUAAAUCAGGUACUCGAUUAACUCGGAUCAGCCAUCACCAAGUGCACCUGGCGAACGUUACGUGACUCGGGUACUCGAUUCACAAGAGUCGCUCAUGUGCAACAAAUACAUACGGUGUGGAAACUCGAAUGAAUCGGCUACUCCGAACACUGAAGUCACUUGCGUGAAUCAGGUACUCAAUUUACUCAGGUCAUCCAUCACGGAGCUUUACAAGUUGUGAAUCGGGUACUCGGUGCACAUGAAUCACUAGUCACGAACAUAUGUGGAUUCGGUACUCAAUUUACCCGAGUGCAGAAACUCGCACAUGUGCAUCGGCUACCCGAAUCAUUGUCAUAAAAUGAAUCGGAUCCUUGAUUCACUCGAGUCACCAAUCACUUGUUUCAAUAAAUCGAACGAUAAUAAUACAAAAAAAAGGUCUCUGGAUGACAAGAGGGUUCACUCUGCAUCUGUUUGUGCGCAUUGGUUCUAUAGUGGAAUAAACAUACAGAGUGAGACCUCUCGUUCAGCCUCGGUUUUAAACAGAAUGAACAAAGUGAUUUUUCUCAACAACAACGUAAUUUACAUAAAAAUUGAUUUUAAACAACAUAGUACUUCUGUGGGCGAGUGGUUAGCGCGCAGACCUCACAGCUAGGAGACCAGGGUUCAAGUCCAAUUUUCUCCGGGUACUCUGGUUUCCUCCCACAUUCCAAAAAAAAAACAUGCUAGGUUAAUUAGCGACUCCAAAUUGUCCAUAGGUAUGAAUGUGAGUGUGAAUGGUUGUUUGUCUAUAUGUGCCCUGUGAUUGGCUGGCCACCAGUCCAGGGUGUACCCCGCCUCUCUCGCCCGAAGACAGCUGGGAUAGGCUCCAGCACCCCCGCCACCCUCAUGAGGAUAAACGGUAGAAAAUGAAUGAAUAUGAUUAGCGGCUGCACGGUGGUCGAGUGGUUAGCAUGCAGGCGUCACAGCUCGGCGACCCGAGUUCAAUUCCACCCUCGGCUAUCUCUGUGUGGAGUUUGCAUGUUCUCCCCGUCCGGGGACUCCGGUUUCCUCCCACAUUCCAAAAAAAAAAAAAACAUGCUAGGUUAAUUAGCGACUCCAAAUUGUCCAUAGAUAUGAAUGUGAGUGUGAAUGGUUGUUUGUCUAUAUGUGCCCUGUGAUUGGCUGGCCACCAGUCCAGGGUGUACCCCGCCUCUCUCGUCCGAAGACAGCUGGGAUAGGCUCCAACCCCCCCCCCCCCCCAAGUGACCCUCGUGAGGGAAAGCGGUAGAAAAUGAAUGAAUAGUACUUCUGUGUUAAGCUAAUGUGGCUCAACACAGGUGCACUACACUUUAGCACCAUCUGGUGGUUGAAAUGUGAAUUACAAUAAUGACAUGUCACAAUUAUCAACCAGGAAAAUGUGUUAGCGUGAUAAGUCUAGUAGCCGCGUAAACUCACACAUGUACAAGUCUCGCAUUUAACCACGACCUUGCCAUGUUACCUAGCUUCCUUUUUUCAAAUUUACCGAGUUAGCAGAGCCCGAAUUGAAGUACAUUCUUUUUUUUUUUUUUUUUUUUUGUUAAACUACGUUUUGUGCCUUGGAGAUUUGCUUUAAGCAUUUCUAGACUUAUUUUGUGUAUAAAUAAAUUUGCGCAGGAGACCCCGUUCAUUGUAAUUUCCAUUCAGGAUUCAAAUUCGGCACAAUUCCUAACCCAGCAAUAUUUACAGCAAAAUAGAUGUUUAAAGCUCGACCAAAUGUUGUCUUCCUUUGUGGAUUCCAGCUUGGUUUUACAGCGAGAUUCGUUUAUUUGUGUGUAAAUAGUCCAAAACGGUGACUGUGAUAGUGUUUGUUUUGUGUGGUUCUCUUGUUUACUUCAGAACAAAACGCUGCUGUAAUAUAUUAUCUAUAUUAUCUACGUUCUUUUUAAAUGUAGCAACACGUCGAGCACUUAAAUCAGUCAUCGGGCAUAUGAAUGAACACGUUGAAGAUAUAAAGUACAGUAGUCGUUUGCUCCUCGUUAACUUGCUGAAUGUAUUUGUAUUUGUGUAUUUAUAGCUUACUUCCUGUCGGUGGUGUAUAUUUAUGUAUCACUUUGUGUGCUUUAAAUUAUUAAACUUAUCAAAAUUGUCA